AUGGCACUCGGUAGUAGUCCCUCGAUGGCUGGGGUAACUUCGUCUUCGAUGUCGUCUUGGUCGCUGUCGAUGGGAUUGCGACGACAAGAAAAAGAUUUCCGCGUUUGUUGUUUGGAACAAGGCCGACUUGACCAUAGCACCAGUAUCUAUCUAUGCCUUGACGUGGGUUGGUGGAAUGUUCGGUCGGAGGGCAACGAAGACGACGUGCACAGCGGUUCUGUUUACGUCAACCUUUCCGUCGCCAUUGUCGUAUGGGUUCCUUUUACAUUUACAGGUAGUAUCGCUGGAAAUGUUGAAAUGGCCGUGUCGGAGAUUCUUCAACGUUUCCGGGUGGAUGGAUAUCUCCGGAUCCCGCAAAAAGACCUUUGUUCAUGA
Messenger RNA from Phaeodactylum tricornutum CCAP 1055/1, 375 nucleotides. RefSeq lists its product with no specific name. The record is from RefSeq and is a predicted model, not a curated record. The transcript is spliced from 4 exons. Lineage: Eukaryota; Bacillariophyta; Bacillariophyceae; Surirellales; Neidiaceae. Bases 1 to 375 code for a protein of 124 amino acids.